CCAGCACUCACAGAGAUGAAUCUCUCCACACGAUUCUCGGCGUGUUGCGUGGACUCUUGUGUAUGCCUGUUGCCAAUAAGUCGGGAGAAGGUCGGCCAGAGAGUAGUCGUUCUGGGAGGCUGUGGGGAUCUCCAUUGUGCCGGCAUCAGGGACGAUCACAAGCCAGCCAAUGAGCUUGCAAAUGUGUUCCGUUCCCAAACGCUUUGUGUGGUUGUGUGUGUGCGGGUGCCCUGGCUGCUUACGACCGUACAUAACCAGCAGCCAACAGUCGUCGUCGCCCCGGGACCACGUCUUUGAGAACAUAUCGCAGCCGUACGUACUGCCGCGUUCGCAAUACCCACAUACUGGUCAGCCUGAGAACAAUGGCGUCUUCCGAUCGACGGUUCGAGGGCCAGCGGUGCCCAAGUCUACCAGAACCGGCGCACUCGCAGCCUGAUGAGGCGUCAGAACCCCGCGAGCACGUGCCCUCUUCUUUGCCUGAUGCUGCGAACCACAGUUCCGACACAUCUACACAUCCUGUUGCUCCGAAUUCGACUGAAGCGCAAUCAACCAUUGGUAGGGAGAAUGAAGCGGGGGAUGCUGUCGAGAAGAAGGACACAGACCCGCAGGACAGCGUCCCGGCAACGCAUGGCGAAGGAUCAUCGCCAACAAGAUUCUUGCUGGUGGAUGACAAUCCAGUCAAUCGGAAGAUUAUGGUCGCGUGCAUGAACAGGCUCAAUUGCCAGUACACGACGGCCACGAACGGUCAGGAGGCGGCUGAUGCGUUCCGUGCGAACCCCAGAGCAUAUCGGUGCGUCUUUAUGGACUCAUGCAUGCCGGUCUUGGGCGGACUCGAUGCGACAAGGCAAAUUCGCGCCUACGAGCGCGAGCAUGGUCUUGAGCCGACGACGGUGAUUGGCAUCUCUGCUGGUUGUUUUAACGAAAAAGGAGAGGCGGCACAAAGCUGCGGGAUCAGCAUGUUCCUACGCAAGCCUUUCAGGAUUCGGGAUAUGCAGGCCAUCUUGGAGGAGAACGGCGUGUUGUAGGGAACACGAACGUGGUGAGACGAUCAGGUGACUGGGGCGACUGAACUGGGUUACCCUGAUGGGGGGUAUGAGCAAGGCGCUCAAGAUGACGCCACGGGUUUGAAAGGGUCGGGGUGAUGCUAUAAUGACGUGCAACCACUGACGAUACGUUGUCUGAGUGUUGCAAGGUCAUAUCAAGGAGGCGGGAGGUUGCUUUGAUAUCACGGGUGAUGCGUGAGCAUGAAAGGCCUUCCGCUCACGAUUGUCGAAUGUAGUUGAAAUAGAGCUUGAUAUCUGGCAAGCCACAAGAACGACUGGCGCACAGCAAUUUGCACCGCCCGCAUCAUGGACACUGUGUUCCCCAAUGUAAUUUUGACACGUCUGGAUGCCAAUUGUUGCAUUCAUUGCUGUUGACGCUGCUGCUAUCAAAUGGCUACUACUGUA
This is a messenger RNA of Emericellopsis atlantica, 1448 nucleotides long. RefSeq names its product CheY-like superfamily. Bases 363 to 1025 code for a protein of 220 amino acids. Gene Ontology annotation, biological process: phosphorelay signal transduction system; protein autophosphorylation. NCBI's taxonomy places the organism in Eukaryota, Fungi, Ascomycota, Sordariomycetes, Hypocreales, Bionectriaceae. Gene Ontology annotation, molecular function: histidine phosphotransfer kinase activity; phosphorelay sensor kinase activity. The transcript has a single exon. The record is from RefSeq and is a predicted model, not a curated record.